AUGCCACCACCAGCCUCCCUCUCCCUCUCCUUCAAUCGCCUCAUCUGCAGCGCCUGCGGGACUCAAUUCCCCUCAACCGCAGACCAAGACUCCUGUCGCAUCUGCGAUGAUCCGCGACAAUUCGUGCCUCCUACCGGUCAGAAAUUUACAACUUUGGCGAAACUGAAAGAUGAAGGGUGUGAGAACGUGUGGUGGCAAGAUGAAGUGCAUUCGGAGAUUUGGAAUGUGAAGACGGAGCCUGCUGUCGGCAUCGGACAGCGUGCGAUUUUGAUUCAGACGCCCGUGGGAAAUAUCCUCUGGGAUCUCAUUACUUAUCUCGACCAACCCACCAUCUCCAAAAUCCAAACUCUCGGUGGCCUCGCCGCAAUCGUGAUAUCUCACCCGCAUUACUACGCAACCUGGUCCGACUGGUCGCGGACAUUCCAUUGUCCCAUUUACGUCGCCAAGGCGGAUGAGGAGUGGCUGGAAUGUGUGUCCACGCCGGGAGCGGAAUUGCGGUUUUUAACGGAGCGGAAGACGGAGGUACUGCAGGGGAGUGGCGCGACGGCGAUUAUUGCGGGUGGACAUUUCGAUGGGAGUUUGUUGCUGCAUUGGAAGGAAGUGUUGAUGGUGGCGGAUACGGUUAUUAUGGCGCCGAGUGCGUUGAAUCCUGUGCCUGGGAAGGAGGGGGUUGUGAGUUUUGGUUUUUACUGGUCCAUCCCGAAUCGAAUCCCACUCCCACCGGACGAGAUUCUGCGGAUGUGGAAGUUGGUCAAGGGAUUUGAGUUUCAUACCGCCAUGGGAGCGUUCAAGGGGAUGGAUGUCAGGACUGUGGAGGGAGAGAAGGAGAGAGGGACGGGUGAUGUCAAGGGACGGUUGUUGCAGAGUUGUAAGAUUCAGGUCAAGGCGAUGGGUUGGACGGCGCAUGAGAUGUUGGCGGAGACGAUGGAGUAG
Molecule: messenger RNA, 933 nt
Organism: Zymoseptoria tritici IPO323
Lineage: Eukaryota; Fungi; Ascomycota; Dothideomycetes; Mycosphaerellales; Mycosphaerellaceae
Exons: 3
Coding region: 1-933 (310 amino acids)
Source: RefSeq, a predicted model, not a curated record